Sesamum indicum (sesame) is the source of this 1717-nucleotide messenger RNA. RefSeq names its product nematode resistance protein-like HSPRO2. The record is from RefSeq and is a predicted model, not a curated record. Lineage: Eukaryota; Viridiplantae; Streptophyta; Magnoliopsida; Lamiales; Pedaliaceae. Gene Ontology annotation, biological process: defense response. Gene Ontology annotation, molecular function: metal ion binding; heme binding.
CCCUCUUCAUCAUUUCUUCUCAAACCCCUCUGAGAAUUCAGAAAUCCCAUAAUUUGAUCUUCAGUUCUAUGAAAAAUGGUGGAUCUGGACUGGAAAACCAAGAUGGUCUCCUCUGAGAUACCCAACAAGUCGCCGAGGAUAGCGAAUAAGCUUCAUAUUUCUAUUCCGCCGCCCAAGAUUCGCCUUGCUGAGCUCUCUGCGGCGUCGGAUUCCGCCUGUUCCGCCUACGAGCACUAUCUCCGUCUCCCUGAGCUGAAGAAGCUAUGGUCCGCAUCGGAGUUUCCAUCCUGGAAGAGCGAAGAGGUUCUCAGACCGGCUUUCGUGGGCCUUGAGAUUACCUUCCGGUUUAUCUCGACUGUGUUGUCUGACCCGAGGCCGUACGCCAACCGCCGCGAGUGGAGGCGGAGGGUGGAGGCUCUGGCGACGAGUGAGAUUGAGAUUAUAGCGCAGUUGUGUGAGGAGGAUGAGGAGGACCCGGAGACGCGGGGUACGAUCCCGAUCGUUGAUCUGACGUCGGCCGGUGGUGUUUUGGCCAGGGAGAACAGCUCGGCGGAGGUCUGGAAGAUGUCGGACGAUACCGUGGUGGUGAGCCAGGUCAGCGAGGAGAGCCUGUUGCCGCGGCUUGCCACGUGGCAGAAGUUCGAAGGUGUUGCGAGGAAGAUCCAGUACUCCAUCGAGUGUCAGAUGCAGGGGUGUCCGUACACAUUAGGCUUGGGAGAGCCGAACCUGAGCGGCAAGCCGAGCUUGAACUACGACCGCAUCUGCAAGCCGGCAGAGCUCCACGCCCUGAAGAAAUGCCCGAACGACGACGUCGGCUCCAAGAACUUCGAGAACCGAACGCUGUACUCCACGCACCAGAUACUGGAGUCGUGGGUCCGCGUUGGCAAGGAGCUUCUGGCGAGAAUUUGCGACGAAAUCGACGGCCGUCGCUACGAGAGAGCGGCCGGCCAUUGUUGGAUACUCGAGAAAGUGUGGACGAUCAUCAACCAGAUAGAAGAAUUGCAUCUUCUGAUGGAUCCUGACGAUUUCUUGCGGCUGAAGAAUCAGCUGAUGAUCAGAGCGAGUUCCGAGUCGGAACUCUUCUGUUUCAGGUCACGGGAGCUCGUCGACAUCACCAAGUCGUCCAAGGAUUUGAAGCACAAGGUGCCGGCGGUUCUUGAAGUGGAGGUCGACCCCACCGGAGGGCCCAGGAUACAGGACGCCGCCAUGGAACUGUACAGGAGGAAGGAAGAGUCCUCGAAAAUCCACCUGCUGCAGGCGAUGCAGGCGGUGGAGGCGGCAGUGAAGAGGUUUUACUUCUGUUACAAGCAGCUGCUGGCGGUGGUGAUGGGGAGCUUGGAGGCGAAGGGGAACGUCGAGUCAGGGGAUUUGCUGAGUCAAAUUUUCCUUGAGCCCACGUAUUUUCCUAGCUUGGACGCGGCGAAGACGUUUCUUGGGGAGCGGUGGAGCCAUGACAGUGGAAGAUAUAGCCCGGAGAGGAGGCGGAGGAAUGGGGAUAUGUGAAGAAGGCGGGACGGCCGGCGGCCGCUUGCGGUGGCGGGUUGAAUCAGUUGACUCGUCCUGUUGAGAUAUAUAUGUACGUAGGUAUACUAAAUACGUAGUCUAUUGUAAGGAAUUAGCAAAUUAAUUGAUUUUUUUUUUUUUUUUGAGAUCAACGUUUAGUUACACGAUUUUUCUUGUUUGCUUCCCUAAUAUUAUUACAUAUUUUUUUGUAAAA